Coccidioides immitis RS is the source of this 594-nucleotide messenger RNA. RefSeq lists its product as uncharacterized. Gene Ontology annotation, molecular function: carbon-sulfur lyase activity. Bases 1 to 594 code for a protein of 197 amino acids. The record is from RefSeq and is a predicted model, not a curated record. Lineage: Eukaryota; Fungi; Ascomycota; Eurotiomycetes; Onygenales; Onygenaceae. The transcript has a single exon.
AUGUCUUCCACCGACCCCUCGCCAAACCGCCGUGGCUACCACGGCUCCUGCCACUGCGGCAAAGUGCGUUAUAUCGCCUUCGCUACUAUACCUCCGCCGAUCGGGCCCGGGAUUGACCGGAAGAACGCGAUGCGGUUCUACAAGUGCAACUGCUCGACGUGCCUCAAGAUGGGGAUUUUCCACAUGCGUUUACCCAACCCCGCGAAGGACUUCGUUCUACUCUCCCCGUCAGAUCCAGCGGAACUUUCGAACUAUACCUGCUUUGAAAAGAACCUAGAUUGGCGCUUCUGCCCCACCUGCGGCGUGCGAUGCUUUACCGUUUGUACGAACGGUCAGAAUGAGGAGAUCGAUCUUGAAGCAAAGCUGGGCAAGCCGAGCGAGGGGAAGAUGGCCAGAAUAUGGAGAAUGGGCGAGGAGAAGUGGGAACCCGGGUCGAAGGGGUAUCUCAGUGUCAAUGCCCAUACGAUAGACCAGGACCAGGAACGGUUCGAUAUGAGGGAGCUGGUCGACAAGAAGUGGGUGGAGUAUCUCGACGGCAAGGAAUGGGCACAACCGCCGCGAUAUGACUAUCCGUAUCCCGGGGGCACAUGGUAG